Molecule: messenger RNA, 1286 nt
Organism: Metopolophium dirhodum (rose-grain aphid)
Lineage: Eukaryota; Metazoa; Arthropoda; Insecta; Hemiptera; Aphididae
Product: zinc finger MYM-type protein 1-like
Exons: 5
Coding region: 411-1286 (291 amino acids)
Source: RefSeq, a predicted model, not a curated record
UCCAAUAUUCAUGGUUAGAAAAAUAUUCAUGGUUGGUUUAUUCAAAAAAAGAUGAAGGGGCUUACUGUCGGCACUGUGUAGUGUUUUCCAAGCAUGGAGGAGUUGGAAACCAAUUAUUGGGGCAACUUGUACUAACACCAUUUUGCAAUUAUAAAAAUGCCCUCAAAGCAUUUCAAGAUCAUGCAAAGACUUCCUACCAUGCAUCAUCUGUUUUAAAGUCCCAGCAUUUUUUAAAUAUUAUAGAUCACACACAGCCAUCAAUAAUUGAAUGCAUAGAUACAAAUCGAUUGGCUCAAGUACAACAAAAUAGGAAAAGAUUAGUUCCUAUUAUUGAAUGCGUUUUGUUGUGUGGAAAGGAAGAAAUUCCUCUACGAGGCCAUCGAGACUUUGGGAAAAUAGUGAUUGAUGAUAUGAACUCUAGGGAGGGUAAAUUUCGUGCUAUUUUAAAGUAUAGAGCGAAAGGAGAUGAACAUGUAAGAAACAUGUUAGAAGAUGGUGGUAAAAGAAAUAAAUAUACCAGUCCUAUAAUCCAAAAUCAAAUAAUUGAGGCUUGUAAUAAAAUUAUACUUAAAAAGAUAGUUGAUAGAGUAAAUUCAUCUAAAUGUUUCUCUAUAUUGGCCGACGAAACUACAGAUGUAGCCACUAAUGAACAACUAUCUUUAAGUGCACGUUAUGUGGAUGAUAAUGAUAUUUUGCACGAAGAUUUUCUUCAAUUUUUUGAAAUCAAUAGUUUGACUGGAUCAAAUUUAGCUUUGUCUAUAUUGAAUGGUUUAAAUAGCUGUGGUAUUGAGUGUGACUACUUGUAUGGCCAAGGCUAUGAUGGAGCCAGUAAUAUGGCAGGGAAAUUUAAUGGGGUCCAAGCUGUGAUUAGAGCUGCACAUCCAAAAGCACUUUACGUGCAUUGUGCAGCACAUUCAUUUAAUUUAGCCAUAUGUACAUCAAGUAACAUACAAUCUGUUAGAAAUUGCUUAGGAAUAGUUGAGCGACUGUAUGUGUUUUUUAACACACCUAAAAAGAAAAAUGCAUUGAUCAAUGAAAUUGAAAAAAGCGACUCCAUACCUAAUUCAAAUGCUAGGACCCUUAAAAGACAAUGCGCAACAAGAUGGGUUCAAAAAUAUGAGUCAUUAAAUGACUUUGUUGAGUUAUUACCAUUUGUAGUAAAAACACUGGAAACAAUUUAUUCUACGUGGGGUGUGCCAUCUUCUAUUGAUGCUAAUGUUUUAUUAAAAAGUGUAUUGGAUUCUGAGUUUCUGGUUUCUUUAUAUGUUACAAAGGUACAUUUUUAA